This is a messenger RNA of Cutaneotrichosporon oleaginosum, 4600 nucleotides long. RefSeq lists its product as uncharacterized. Gene Ontology annotation, molecular function: ATP binding; histone binding; ATP-dependent chromatin remodeler activity. Gene Ontology annotation, cellular component: nucleus. The record is from RefSeq and is a predicted model, not a curated record. Lineage: Eukaryota; Fungi; Basidiomycota; Tremellomycetes; Trichosporonales; Trichosporonaceae. Gene Ontology annotation, biological process: positive regulation of transcription by RNA polymerase II.
CUUCCCUCCCCCUCUCAACCCCUCCACCCCCGCGCGUGGACCGCCGAUUCCGACUGCCGCCCGAACGCGUCGCCUCCCACUGACAUCCCCCGCACAACUCUGACCGCACGCGAGCGCGACUUGUACCCGGCAAUACCACCGACAAUAACAACAACGCCCACCCCAUGACCGACGCCGCCCUGUCGCCGGCCAUGGCUCAGCAAGCUCCCUCCCCAGCACAGGUGUCCACGCCUGGUGCUGGUGCUUCUCCAUUUCCUGUCAGGCCGGGCAUGCCUGGACAGCCACCAUACUCUGUGAUGCUCGACGACGAGAGCAAACGCCAGUUGAUUCUCAACAUGGAUCCCCAGCGCGUCAACACCCUGCGUAAACGCGUCGCCGAGCUUCAGGCUGGCGGGCAUACGAGGGAGACGUCUAACGAGAUGGCGCGCUCACUCAUGAUCCUUUCUUUGCACCAACGCGCAAUGCAGAUGGAGAGUGAGAAGAAGAAGGUCCAGGACGGCAAUGAUGCCCCACCUGCCGCCCCAAGCCCAACACCACAUCAACAACAGGGUCAGCAUGUUGCGCUCACGCCGGCGCAGAUCGCGCAGGUUCGCUCCCAGGCCCAGUCCUAUCACCUUCUCUCGCGCAAUCAGCCCGUGCCCGCGUAUCUCCAGCAGGCCGCGCAGGGGUCUCAGCCAUCCACUCCGUCAUCCGCCACACUUGAGAAUAAGGUCGCAGACAAGACCGUCGAGGCGGUUGUCGAGGCCAGCCUCCCAAAUGAGGCGCCAUACGCCAUGGAGUUUGACCAGUCUUCCAUCAUCUACCCAUACAACGCAUACAUCCACCCUUCAGUGUACGCGAAUCGCAAGUUUGAUGAGGAAAUCACACACCCGCAGACCAAGCUGCAGCGGAUGCUGGUGCCGUCAAUCGCACCGCGUGGCCUCGACCCAAACAUUCUUAUGGAGGAGCGCAACCGCUUUGUCGAGACGCGCAUGGCGUGGCGCAUGAAGGAGCUUGAGGAGCUCAACUCGACUACCGGGCUUGGUACGCCAGGUGCGGCCGAUGUGCCCGGCGUGACAGACGAGGCUUCGCUCCCCGACGCCAAGCUUGGGGUUGCAGCUCGCAUUGAGCUCCUGAGCCUGCGUCUCGUUGGCAAGCAGCGGCUUCUCCGUGAGGACCUCGUGCGAGCGAUGCAUGGCUCGACGCAGAUCCCCGCCGACCGCUCCCAGUUCCGUCGAUUCCGCACGCACACCCUCCGUGACGCGCGUGCGACUGAAACCGCGGAGCGUCGCCAGCGUACGGAGCGCGAGCAGCGUGGCAAGCAGCGUCACCUCGCGUACAUUAACUCUAUCAUCGAGCACGGGCAGAACGUCAUCAACGCUGGCUCGACCAGCCACCGCGGAGCCGGCGCGGACAAGAUGAAGCGCCUUGGUAAGGCUGUCCUGCGUAUGCACAGCGAGAUCGAGAAGGAGGAGCAGCGUCGUGUCGAGCGUCUUGCCAAGGAGCGUCUCAAGGCGCUUAAGAAUGACGACGAGGACGCCUACCUCGCCCUGCUCGGCGAGGCCAAGGAUUCUCGUAUCGGGCAUCUGCUCCAGCAGACUGACCAGUUCUUGGAGACGCUCGCGGCUGCGGUCGUCGACCAGCAAAACGACGCCGUCCACCGCGACGAGGUUCCCAUGGCCCUCCCCUUCGAGGUUGAGGAGGGUCCAGCGUCCGAGGCCAUGUUCGGCGCGCGUCGUCAGGACGGCGAGGAAGACGAUGCGGAGCGCAAGUCCGGCAAGGUCGACUACUACGCUGUCGCCCAUCGUAUUCAGGAGAAGGUCACGAGGCAGGCCUCGCUCCUUACAGGUGGCACGCUCAAGGACUACCAGGUUAAGGGUCUUCAGUGGAUGAUCUCGCUGUACAACAACCGCUUGAACGGUAUUCUCGCCGACGAGAUGGGUCUCGGAAAGACCAUCCAGACCAUUUCCCUUAUUACCUACCUCAUCGAGAAGAAGCACUCGCCGGGGCCAUUCCUCGUCAUUGUGCCUUUGUCUACUCUUACGAACUGGACGCUUGAGUUUGAGCGCUGGGCUCCGGCCGUGCGCACUCUUAUUCUUAAGGGCUCACCUGCCGUCCGUCGUGAACUGUACCCUAGGAUUCGCGCGGGCGACUUCCAGGUCUGCCUGACGACAUACGAGUACAUUAUAAAGGAGCGUCCAUUGCUCGCCAAGAUCAAGUGGGUUCACAUGAUCAUCGAUGAGGGUCACCGUCUCAAGAAUAUCAAGUCGAAGCUCUCCCAGACGCUCAACGAGUACUACUCGACACGGUACCGUCUUAUUCUCACGGGUACCCCGUUGCAGAACAACCUGCCCGAGCUGUGGGCGCUGCUCAACUUCGUUUUGCCUAAGAUUUUCAACUCGGUCAAGUCGUUUGACGAGUGGUUCAACGCGCCGUUCGCCAACACGGGCGGUCAGGAGAAAAUGGAGAUGAACGAAGAAGAGGCCCUCCUCGUCGUCAAGCGUCUUCACAAGGUUCUGCGUCCCUUCCUCCUGCGUCGUCUCAAGAAGGACGUCGAGUCUGAGCUGCCCGACAAGGUUGAAAAGGUCAUCUACACGAAGAUGUCCGCUCUGCAGUGGAAGCUGUACGAGAGCGUCAAGAAAUACAAAACACUCCCGACCGACUUGUCAUCAGGAAAGCCCCGUCGCCAGGCGAACCUCCAGAACGCCAUCAUGCAGCUCCGCAAAAUCUGCAACCAUCCCUUCGUGUUCCGCGAGGUCGACGAGGACUUCUCGGUCGGCAAUCACGUCGAUGAACAGAUUGUACGCACGGCCGGCAAGUUCGAGCUGCUGGACCGCAUUCUGCCUAAGCUUUUCGCGACCGGUCACAAGGUCCUUAUCUUCUUCCAGAUGACUGAGAUCAUGUCGAUUAUCGCCGAUUACUUCGACUACCGUGGGUGGAAGUACUGCCGUCUCGACGGUUCCACCAAGGCCGAUGAGCGCCAGCAGUUGCUGUCAACGUUCAACGACCCCGAUUCGCCAUACCAGGUCUUCAUCCUCUCGACCCGUGCCGGUGGUCUGGGUCUCAACCUGCAGUCCGCAGACACUGUCAUUAUCUACGAUACCGACUGGAACCCUCACGCCGACUUGCAGGCGCAGGACCGUGCCCACCGUAUCGGUCAGAAGAAGGAGGUACGCGUGUUGCGUCUCAUCUCGAGUGGCACUGUCGAGGAGCUUGUGCUGCAGCGAGCGCAGGCGAAGCUCGAGAUCGACGGCAAGGUUAUUCAGGCUGGUAAAUUCGACGACAUCACGACCAACGCCGAGUACGAGGCAUACAUUGCCAAAGCAUUCGAGCAGGCCGCCGACGAGGAUGAGGAGGAGACAAAUGAGUUGGACGAUGAGGAGUUGAACGAGCUUCUCGCGCGCGGUGACGAGGAGCUCUCCAUCUUCCAGCGCAUGGAUCGGGAGCGCUUGGAGAACAAGGCGGCUGACUGGAAGGAGGCGGGCAACAAGGGCCCACUGCCGCCCCCACUCAUGCAGGAGUCGGAGCUGCCGCCGUUCUACCGUCGCGACAUUGGCCAGGAGAUGGCAGAGCAGAUUGCCUUGAAGGACGAGGAGGGCCGCGGACGCCGUGCCAAAGCCGAUGUACGGUACACGGACGGUCUUACCGACGACCAGUUCAUCAACGCGCUGGAGGACAGCGAUGACGACAUCGAAUCGGCUGCGGAGCGCAAGCGCGCGAGAGCGGAACGCAAGGCGGAGCGCAAGCGCCAAAACGAGGUGCUUGCGCAGGCGGAGGCCGAGGGCAAGCCUCUGUCGUCGGUCAUUACUACCCUCAAGGCUGAGGCAGCUGAGGGGCCCGGCGCCAUAAAGAAGAAGCGCGGGCGGCCGAGCAAGAGCGCGACCCCAGGGCUGGGUGAUGAGACGCCCCAGAAACGUCGCAAGGUGAACGCGGCCAACGCGCGCACUCCUGAAGAGCGGCAAAUGGUCAAGAAGCUGUUCGAGGAGGUCAAUAGUCUUGUCGAUGACGGGACGGGCGAGCACUGGAACGUCUACUUCCUUUCGCCAGUCGACCGCAAGAUCUACCCGGACUACUACACGAUCAUCCAGCAGCCUAUCGCAAUGUCGCAGAUCAAGCGCAAGUUCUCGCAGCCCACAUACGGCUUGAACGAGCUCACCACGGACCUGCGCCUCCUGUGGGCUAACGCACGAACGUACAACACUGAGGGCUCGUGGGUGUACAACGCUGCAGAUGCGAUGGAGAGCUACUACGACCGGCGCCUCGCGGAGGAGCUGCCCAAGUUCCCAUCCGCAGAAGCGGCAGGUGGCACAGAGGAGACGACGCCCGCGGCCAGCGGCACCAGCACGCCAAUGUACAAGGGCCCGGCGCUCAGCACGAAAAUCAAGCUCAACGUCGGUGCCGCACGUCGUCACGAAAUGGUCGACAGCGACGCGUCGCCGGCGCCACCUGCGGACGACGAUGACGAUGACGACGACGACGACGACUACUAAGCGCCGCCGCGUCUGUGUCAUGUCGUAACAGGGUUGUUGACAGUAGAAGAGGUCUGUAUACUUCAAACUUCAUAUGUAUUUGUGUGCUCCUAGACGCGGUCCAUGUGCCCUGUAUGCUAUGACUUGCGCAC